Messenger RNA from Mytilus trossulus (common blue mussel), 5044 nucleotides. Its product is annotated as polypeptide N-acetylgalactosaminyltransferase 1-like. Gene Ontology annotation, biological process: protein O-linked glycosylation. The transcript is spliced from 10 exons. The record is from RefSeq and is a predicted model, not a curated record. Gene Ontology annotation, molecular function: polypeptide N-acetylgalactosaminyltransferase activity. Bases 524 to 2347 code for a protein of 607 amino acids. Lineage: Eukaryota; Metazoa; Mollusca; Bivalvia; Mytilida; Mytilidae. Gene Ontology annotation, cellular component: Golgi apparatus.
AAUAAAGGACGAUGGCACAGUAAAGGAUUGUUUAUAUAAAUAGUUUUACCUGGACAAUCUACCUGAUUUUAUCAGUUAAAACAAGAGUAUGUCAUUUUGCAGGUGAUAAUAAUGCAUUGCAAUCACAAAUUAUUACUUAAAAGGGUAUUAUAAUGAUGGUACCGUAUUAUCCAACCUUUGGAAACAAUUGUGUUGUCACUUUCAUGAUAACGAACGUGAGAAAUCAACACCUGACUUCCGAAGACAUGUGGUCACGUUCUGUACGGAAUAUUCGGAGCUUUUCAAUGAGUUGGAUUUUACAUGUUUAAUAAGUGACAACAUUAUUUUUGCUGCAUUCUAACCUGAUAACGAUUGAUUUACGUUCGCUAAUCCGUUCAUAUGUUAAAUUCUUUAUAAAAGAUGAAAGGAUUACGGAGAUUUAAUGAGCAUGCAUUAUUCAGGUGUGCAAUAGGAUAUAUAAAUUACAAUUGUUUAGUGUAAAUACGAUUCUACUGUAGAACUUUUGUGAUAUUCUGCUUUAAUAAUGAGACUGAGAACCCGAUAUAUUGGGGCAGGAGUAGCCGUGUUUCUGAUGCUACUUACAUAUGAAGUAUAUGUGUAUUCUGCAGAUACAAAAUGGUUAAUAAGCAAUGGACUCCUAUCCAAACAGGAUUAUAUUAAAAAAAUGAAAUCAACUUUUGUACAAAAAGUUAAUUUAUCAGAUAGUAAUGCGCCUGUAACUUUUAAAUUAGUUCAUAACAUAAGAAAAGGGCCAACAGUGUCUAUAUCUGCUGAAGAAUUUAGGAAAGAUGAUAAAAUCCAAACUGGCAAUAUUUUAAUUGAUAAUUAUGGAAAAAACGAUCCAAUGAAAAAUGGAGAAAAAGGACGUGGUGUAACGUUUGUUGGACAAGAAAAACGAAAUGCGACUGAAUUAAUGCAAAAAUAUCAAGUUAAUAUUUUAGCCAGUGAUAUAAUUCCUUUAAACAGACUAGUUCCUGAUGCAAGACCUCCCGGAUGUAAGUAUAGGACUUACGCGCAUGAUCUCCCUACAACAAGUAUCAUAAUUCCAUUUUAUGACGAAUGGCCAUCGAUUUUAAUUCGAACGUUAUACAGCAUUAUAAACAGAACUCCUAGACAUUUACUUCAAGAGAUUAUAUUGGUAGAUGACAACAGUCAGAUGGCUGAGCUGAAAAGGCCACUAGAUGAGUAUAUCAAUGACAAUUUUCCGAAAGGCAUAAUUAAGGUCUUACGCAACCCUUCACGUUUAGGGUUAAUCAAGGCUCGGUUAAAAGGAUGGCGGGAAUCUACUGGACAAGUUGUUGUGUUCUUUGACAGUCAUAUGGAAGUUAAUAUCGACUGGUUACAACCCCUACUUACAGAGGUAAAAAAGGACAGAAAAACAAUAGCUAUGGGUGUACUUGAUUAUGUGAAUGCGGAAAGUUUUGAAUAUCGUUUUAACGAGGGUUAUAUGACUCGAUAUGGUUUUGAUUGGAGACUUGUGUUUUUCGAAACUUUCUUCAGACAGGAUCAGAUUGGAGCAACAGAGGAAGACGUAAGGCCAGGUACGGUAAUGGUUGGUGCUGCUUAUGCCGUAGACAGUAAAUAUUUUGGUGAGAUUGGUGCUUAUGAUGAAGGCAUGACUGUAUGGGGUGGUGAAAAUCUAGAAAUGUCUUGGAGGGUAUGGAUGUGUGGUGGACGUUUUGUUCAUCUCCCUUGCUCUCAUCUCGGACAUAUAGCACGUGUGCAGCCCUAUGACUUCCCCGGGGGUAGAAGGAAUAUUGAGGUUUACAAUUACAAACGGGCAGUAGAAGUGUGGAUGGAACCAAAUCACAAACAGUUUGUUUAUGAUCAUUUUCCCGAAAUGGCGACUAUUAAUGCUGGUGAUUUAACGGAGCGAUUUAAGCUGAAGGAAAAAUUACAGUGUAAAAAUUUCACUUGGUUUAUUACGAAUGUCUGGCAGGAACUGUCUAUCUUUGAUCAUAAUGUAUUUGCUUGGGGAUCGGCACGCAAUUUACAGAACAAUCAAUGUUUAGACAAUCAUAGCUACUUAUUUCAAGCUCCGGAAGCGCUUUAUGUGGAAAUAUGCCAUUACAAACUAGCAACUCAGGGAUUUUCAUGGACCAAAGAGAAACUUCUUCGAACAUCGUUACAGUGUGUAGUUGUAAAAGAUAUGCAAGAAAAUACCAGACCAAUUUUAGAAGACUGCAUUAUAGGUCCACGUGAUCAAUGGGACCAUACAAAGAGUGGCUUUCUGAAACAUAUAAAAAGUGGAUUUUGUCUAGAUCAUGAUGGCCAGGGUCCAAUAAUGCGUGCGUGUAACAGUCAGAUAGUCACACAACAUUGGCAGUUUAACCAUUAUAAUUUUUGAUAGUACUAUAAACAUUAGUCUUUCUCACUGUCAUUCACAAUUCACACAUUUUUGAUGGUUUGGUUUGUUUUGUAUUUGUUAUUAUAUUUUUCAUUUUUUCACCUAUCCAAAUAUUAAGGAUGUUUGCUCCUCUUUAUUUUACAUUUUUGUCAGUAAUUCGGAAUUUUCCGGUUUUUUUCAAUGUUGUGUCAUCACCAACUUACCCUGCUUAUACCUACCCCUUUUCGUUUCAUUUAUUUAUUAAAAAUAAUGUAAAAGCUAUAUUUGAUAAUGAGAUAAAUCCUUGUAUUUUUUUCAUUUUUCAUACUUUUGUAAGAAAAAUGAUGCCAUUGUUUAGUGUAUGAAAAUUUAUGGAGAAUCAUUUCCCGCCAAAAUUUCAAUGGCUUAUAUCUCAAAAACUAAGACACGGACCCUAUAUAUUUUCUCUCUAUUUUAGUUCCGUUAUUGUUUAACUAUUGAUUUACAAAACAAUCCUCUCAAAAGAAUGUCAUUUUUUAUCUUAAAGGUGUUACACCAUCAUUUUUGCAAGAAAUAUUAAAGAUAAUUACGCAUUCAUCCAUUCAUCAAAACCAACGAUCGUUCAUGUAUGUUUCUGAUCAAAAUCAGAACUUCUCUUUGUGUAUAUUUAUGAGCUCUUAAAAUCCACCUUCUUAAUAUUAUCUUGAACGUAUGUAUCCAAGUGUUUGCUAGUAAAUUAAUAAAUCGUAAGCUUUGUUUUCGAUAUUGAAAUUGAAUCUUGUACCAUUUUGUGACCAAUCUGCAGUAUUUAUUUGUGUAUAAUUUGAUGUGUAAUGAUCAUACAAUUAUUUGGUUUACGUUUGAUAGCAUGAUUACACAUUGUUCAGUCAAUUCCAUUAAUCAUAAACUUAUAUCUUUUUUCAUUCCUGAUAUCUACAUAAUUGAAAAAAAAAGUAGUUAAUGACAACGCAAUCACAACAUUUAUUGUCAAAUAUUCAAAAGUGAUGAUUACCUAGCCCAUUUAUAUUUAAAGUUUUGAUACAAUGUAAAUAAACGGGGGUAAAUGGUUUAAAAAAUUUAACAAAGAACUAUGAUUCUGAAAGGUCAAUAUUGAACCAAGUGUUAUGAAAGUUUUGUUAAGUAAUAUUAUAGUAACCAUUUAAUAGAAAAUAUGUAAAAAUAUCUGGCAUAAGUAUAAAAGCAACCAGCUCUGAUACAUUCCAAUAUAAUUCAUUCUUAUGACGAAACGGAAAAUUUGUAUAGUAACUUUAUAAUUUUAAGACAACAUCAUCAUGUGUUGACCAAGGUUUUCGUUAGAAUAUGUAUCACACGAUAAUUUUUAUUUGAUUUGAAGAGAAUAAACUUCAUUUUGCCUUUCAAAUGGCACUUAAUUGUUGGUAGAAUUAUUUGUUUUAUUUAUUUAAUAGUGAUGGUUACACUUUUUAAAACAUUUAUUUAGGUCUUUACAUUUUUAUGGUAACAGGGUAUGAUUUAAAUCCGCCAACUCCCUCAAUUCAUCAAUAGUGCCAUGUAUUUUGUGUUGUGUAAUGCUGAUCAAUAAAAAAAAAUUCAAAUGUGUUUUCAAGACUGACAAAGGCAGUAUAGUGAUGUUCGAAUAUUUAGAUAUCCCAUUUAUUAUUGCAUAGGAACAUGUGUAUGCAUAAUGCAUGAUUUCUUACUUGCAUUAAUACUUCGUUGACGUGCAAAUAUGUUGUAAAUGUUAGUUUAAGACAUUUUCAAAUAGAUCGCAUUAUUGUAUCUGUUUAUUGCCAAAUGAUGAUUUUUUUGUUGUUGUUCUAUUGAGUUAAAUUAUAUUUGUUGAAUAAUAUGUCUCUGCUUGCCAUGAAUAUAUUAUUCAUGAGGUUAGUUAUCUGUCAGAAGAUAUUGAAUUAAAUUAAUUAAGAUUGUUUAAAACUGAUUUUGUCUAAAUGAGUUCGGAUAAUUACAGAAGUUCAUAUAAACCAACAAUGUUAGUAAACUCAUUUAAAAUUAACCAUUUAUUCAUAUGCUGAUUUUUAUUUCUCUUUUUAAUGAAAAAAAAAUAUAUUUAGCCGUUGAAUCGCCUCGCAAUUUGAUGUUAAAUUGCAAUGCUAACUUUUGCGUCUGAUAAAAUUAAACUAAAAAAAAUAGGUAGAGAAGCUAAAAAGUAGCUGUAAGACAGGAUCAUUCCCGUGCAUGCUAGAUGAUUUUAAUGUUUUAUAACUUCACAAAAAGGUUUGAUAUACUAAUUUGAAUUUCCCAAACACUUGAACAGUCAAAACGUAAAACUAAUAUAGGUUUAUUUGAGAUGCGCAGUCAUGUGUAACAUUUUUUUUCUCAGGAAGAGUUAGGUCCCUUUUACAUGUUCGUGUUCUUCACUCAUAAUAGUUGAAAAUGUAAAACCUGACACAAACAUAAUCGAACAAGACUAGCUAUAAAUGAGGGAGAAACUGUGUAUAGUAACGUUAACUUUUAACCAGUUAAGAAAGCUUUUGAAUAAAAUGUAACCUUCCAUUCACCGAAAAUUCUAUCUAGUAUUUUAAACGGUUUAUUCAUUGAUUGUUCUUUUUAUGAAUACGUGUGUAAAUAGUUGCAAUGUGUAUGAAAUGUAAGUGAGUUAGGCAGAUGUUAUUUGUAUCUUGUUAAAUGAUUGAUAUGAUUAUGUUAUGCAACAUUCAAAAGGGUGCUUUCUGGGUUUUGUUUUUGUAAUAUUGUUAUGCAAUUCAAUUGUUUUAAAAUUAAACAAUGAUGUUCUUAUGA